This is a messenger RNA of Paramecium sonneborni, 964 nucleotides long. The record is from the annotation of a GenBank genome assembly. NCBI's taxonomy places the organism in Eukaryota, Ciliophora, Oligohymenophorea, Peniculida, Parameciidae.
AUGAAUAAUUAUUAAUAUAAUAAAUGGGAAAUUUUUGUUCAUAGAAAGAAAACGAAGAAUUAGGUAUUUCAUAACAAUAGAAAUCAAAUCAAAAUUCUUUUCAUUAUACCCAAAAGCCUCUAAAACGGCUAGAAAAAAGUGAAUGUGUUUACACUGAUCAGCAAGUAAGUAUAACACCAUACAGUUAAUUAGUGAUUCAAAUCAUAGAAUUGAACGAUGCUAAAGAUUUGAUAAACUCGUAGUAAUAAAGAACAUUAACAAGAGCAUCUUCUUUUCUUAAGAGAUGUUAGAAAUGUAAAAAUAAAUUUUACUAAAUGUUCGCUUUCCUUUUAUAUGCAAAUUAAUACAAUAUAAGAACACUCCUUAAAAGUGUAUUUUUGAAUUAGAGAAUUGUUUAUAUGAUCUUGAGUCUUAUAUGAAUAAAUAAUAGUUAAAUGACAAUUAGUUAUAAUUCAUUGCAGCAUAAAUUGUUUUGGCAUUAAAUGAAAUUCAUAAAAGUGGUUACAUUUAUCGUGCCUUGAAUGCAUCCCAUAUUUUAAUUGCAGAAGAUGGUUAUAUAAGAUUAAUUGGUUUUGGAUUCUCAAGCAAUAAGAUUGUUUUCUAUAAAAUUAAUUCAUAUGAAGAAAUACGUAUAUUUCCUCCAGAAGCAAUGCAAAUGAUAUUUGAUCAAAGUGGAGAUUGGUGGUUAUUAGGAGCAUUGUUAUACAAAUUACUAUUUGAUAUUUAUCCAUUUGAAAAUGAUGAAAGAGAUGUCAAUUAAUUAAUAAAGGAGAAAAUGUAAAAUAUAAAAGAAUUUCCAAAAGAAAUAAAACCAGAAUUGUAAGAUCUAAUAGAGAAUUUAUUGAAAAGAAAUCCUAAAGAAAGAUUAACACAAUUGGAAUCAAUCAUGCAACACAAAUAUUUUGAUAAAUUAGAUUGGAAAUAAUUGAAAGAAAAACAAAUUGAAUCACCCUUAAAACAAUGA